Messenger RNA from Ooceraea biroi (clonal raider ant), 4366 nucleotides. RefSeq names its product wunen (gene wun). Gene Ontology annotation, molecular function: phosphatidate phosphatase activity. Gene Ontology annotation, cellular component: plasma membrane. Lineage: Eukaryota; Metazoa; Arthropoda; Insecta; Hymenoptera; Formicidae. Gene Ontology annotation, biological process: phospholipid dephosphorylation; signal transduction; phospholipid metabolic process. The record is from RefSeq and is a predicted model, not a curated record.
GCAGCAGUCUCUCGAUCACCGGUUAGUCGUCGAGCGGAUCUCGAUCGGAACGGUCGGCCCAUCGCAUUCGCCUGAUUGAAAAAGAGAGAGAGGGAGAAAGUAGGAAUCUAGGAAAAGCACGAGAGAGAGGGAGAGGGGAGAACGAAGCAGCUUGGACGGACCGGCGCACCGUGUCGGCCAGUCCGCUGCGGAACGUCGCGCGUGUAGGACGUGUCGCGCGCUGCGUUUCGUGCGCGUCCACGCUCGUGAAACCGAUUCGCGCGCCGCUUCAUCGCACAGCCUCGUUGUCCCCGAGCGCAGCUUCCUCGCGAGGCUGACCGAUCACUUUUCGAUCAUCGCUGUCGUCACCGCCAUCACCGUCUCACGACGUGCUCGAGUUACCUGAACAUCGUCCGCAUCCUUUGACGUUUCGCGAUAUCCGCUGCAACGAAUAGCGGGUCAUCAGCAUGGAUCGAUCGUCCAAGUUGAUACUGCGGAAGCUCAUCAUGGACUUCCUCUGCAUAUUCGUCGUGGGCAUCGCGGUGUUGAUGUUCUUCCUGUUCGGCAAACCGUACAAACGUGGCUUUUUCUGCAACGAUGAGUCACUCUCUUACCCGUAUCACGGAUCCACGGUUACGAGUGCGGCUCUCUACGUCGUCGGACUUUUCCUCCCUAUAUGCACGAUGCUUAUAGGAGAGUUCCUAUAUGCGAGAUACCAUUCUGGACAUACGGCAAGAGUGCUUUUCGGAUACACUAUACCUCCGUGGUUAUGGAACGCCUAUGAAAAGAUUGGUGUGUUCGGAUUCGGCGCAGCCUGUACUGUUUUAACCACGGACAUCGCUAAAUACACCAUAGGCCGAUUACGACCGCACUUUAUGAAAAUCUGUGCACCUGAAGUUAACUGCAGCCUGCCUGAGAAUCAGCACAGAUAUAUCGAGAAGUUUACAUGCAGUACAGUGGGUUCGAUCUCGGCCAAGAUGCUAAAGGAAGUCAGAUUAUCGUUCCCCUCCGGUCACUCAUCCUUCUCGGCCUACACCAUGCUCUACCUUGCGAUGUAUCUUCAACUGAGGAUGAAAUGGAAAGGCAGUAAACUGCUUAAAAAUUUUCUUCAACUGCUUUGCUUGCUCAUGGCCUGGUUUACGGCAAUGACGCGAGUUUCCGAUUACAAACACCAUUGGAGCGAUGUACUAGCUGGAUCCACCCUCGGCGCGAUUAGCGCUUUAAUAGUGACACUAUGUGUGGCAGAUCUCUUCAAAGAGGAGAGGCCUGGUCCCGCGGAGAAGCACCGAUCUGCCGAUUACGAAGCGGAGACCGGCGUCGGUGGCACACAGUUGGCUCCGGGAAGUUAAGAAGGUCCCCGGUUUUCUCGGACAGCGUCAGAUCCGAUCUCGUCCGGACGUGUACGUCGGCGUACAACCUUCGCCAGCCGGACCUUCUCCUUAGCGCGACCGAGUCUUAGACCUUCAAGAACCACUUUUCUAAUUCCAAGACAGUAAACUGCCGGUUUUUGGGACCGUUUCUCGACGAGUACCGCAUCUCUGCCGAAUUUUCUUCCCUGACACUGUUACGUAUAAGCGCGCGUCAACGCUCUGUGAAUGUUAUACAGAAAAAAAGAUGAAGAGGGAGAGACCGAGAGAAGGAAAGCAAGGAAAUGCGACGUAGCUGGAGCUUUGCGAAUACUUUUUAUUUCGUUGAGCUUUGUGUGACCGAUCAUGUAAAAUGUAUCCGUUGUGGAACGCGGUAUACUACUUUCUUUGCAGCGAGGAGCGAAAGUCUCCUUCUACUUUAUUACGCCUUUGUCUCUCAGCUUUUAGUAGUGCUGAAAGAAUAGAUGUACGCUUAUGAAGCCUACGUUCGUCCCGUCCAAGUGACGUCUCUCGCGUCUAAUAGGCGGAAGAUCAGAAUAUCUCACGCCCGUUGCGAAAGGUUGAUUGAUACUUGGUUGAAAACGUGACGAAAAUUAUUUUUGUAUAGUCGAUAUAUUUAUAUGAUGUUUUAUAGAUGAUAAAGAGGAUGUAUUUAUUUCUUUUAAUUGCAUAAUGUAUUUAUCAUUAACGGGGCGGAUCGGUGCUUUAGUACUUUUACGCUUAACAUGAUAGAAUCGAAAGAUAGAGCGAAAGAAAAUGGAAAAAUACAUUACAUCACGAAUAAUGGAACUUUGACGAUUAAAAAUACUAUUUUUUAUUACGUUAGGAUACAUGAUUUAAUUAGUAUCUAUGUAAUUUUUUAUUUUAUUACUUGAACGACAUAUCUGUGUCAUUAUGCUGUGUCAUUAAGAAGUAUGCACAGUACUUCAAGAAAGUUUCGUACUAGAUUAUAUUUUUUUAAUAGAUUAAAUUUUCUUACCGUGUUAUACAUACGUUGGCCUAUUCUGCAGAGCAGAUUAUAAUAGAAUCACAGACGUUAUGAUGCGUACAGAUUGUAAAAGAGACUCUCGGAAAGAGAUGUUAAUAAUAUUUAAGAUUUUAUUUGAUUUCGAUCUUUUUCUGUGACUACUUCUGUGGCUCAAUCGCCGCGAGAGUAGUAACUAUGAAUUAUCAGUGAUAACGACUUGACGAUGACGUAGUGUUAUAGCGACAGUGUUUACUUAUGGCACCUUCUGAUAUUAUUUGAUAUAUUUCAAGAAUUCAUAUACGAAGGAUAGAUGAAUUAAAAUAUUAUUUAAUAAAAUAUUAUUUAAUUAAAAUAUUUAACAAAAUCAAUUGCAAAAGAUUAUUUCUACGAAUGUUAUGUAAAUAUUUAACAUUCGAGUUAAUUAAGAAUUAGUUUCAUAAUUUCUAAAUUUUAUUUUACUUUUUCUUAUUUCCAAUAUAUACAAAUUAACUUAAACGCAACUUAUAGGAAACUAUUUAAAUAAAAAAAGUUAAUAUAAAAUAGAUUUUGUAUAAUUGUUUUUAAUUCAUCUAUCUUUUUAUAACAAGAAUACUGUCGUUUAUUGUCGAUUUUGUUUAGUUUUGAUCAGUCUCUUGCUGGAAUGUAAGAUUAUUUAUGAAUUUAUACAUAAAUUAAUAGAUGCGUAUUCUUACGAUAUAGGAAUUAUCGCAUUUUGUCGACUUUCUAAUGACUUUUUACAACGUUAUCCAAUACGCGAAUAUUUACGGAAGAUGCACACAUUAUUAAUCAUGGAAUUAAUAUUUAAUUAGUGUAGACAAUACAUGGUAUAUGGUGCUCUAGAAUUGUAAUUGUAAUUAAAUGUAUGAUGGUAAUCUACUGCAAUUUAACUGAAAGUAUUUGGUGACCAUUAUAGAGUCACGAUACGAGAAACUGCGUUCGUACAUUGAUAUAUGUAUAUACACACACACACAUACAUACAUACAUAUAGGAAGAGAUUAUUUAUUUUAUAGGAAAUUAUUAUUAUAUAUAUAUACACACACAUCGUUACAUAUAUGUAUAAAAAUUCCGUAUAUACAUAUAUAUGUAGUAUCAGAUAUAGAUAUAUAUAUAUAGUCGGAUCUUUAAUUAUUCGUUAUCUCGAUUCGAGAGCAGAGCUCCGAAAAUUGUGACCGUGAAAAUUUAAUUAUUCAGACAUUCUACUUUAUUUGUAAUAUUAUUAAUAUUUGUUUCCUUCUUCGCGUGCAUAAUAAUACGAUUAUGUUUAAACAAUAUUUUUUAAUUCACAAUCUUAAAUUUACGGGCUUUAAUAGACUUUUAAUUAAUUAAUUUUUUUCAGAUUUAAAUAACGAAGCAUUUAUAAUUUAUGAAUCGUAAUAAAACAUUAGUAUUCAUUCGAAUGUAAGUAUAAUAUAUCGCUUAUUCCUUUGAAACUAUAAUUUCAGAUUUAAUUACUAAAGUAUUUAAAAUUGAAGACUGAGAAGUUUUGUAAUAAAUUAUUUUUGUUUUUAAAGUUUCUCUUAGGAGAAACUUUACUCCAUUAAAAAAUUAAUUAUGAAAAUUAAAAUGGGAAUAUCUAGAACUCCUUACAUAUUUAAUACUAAUCUAUAUCUGAACGCUCUAAUCUCUACGUAAAAAUCGAACCAUGAUAUGAUAUGGUCACGUUAUCUGUCGUGAAUUUGAGAAUCAUUCGAUCCGAUUAAACAAUCAGUUACUAUUCUCUAUUUUUAGAUAUGCUAUACGUACCGAGUAGAUUACGUAUAUCUGAUCGCAUUAAGAAGUAGCACAAAAUGAUACAAACGGUAGAAAUGGGAUCAUACUAUUACGAGACCAACGUUGCUCUAUUAACUGUUCUCAGCGUAUAAUCUGCGCUUAAAUACACUCAUCGAAAACGCAAUUUACAUUACAAUUCUUGUAAAAACUUUAACCAGGCGUCGGAGACCGUUGCUCCCGUCGUCGUUUUAUUCCGCAUAACAUCAACAAUUAUACAUCGGCAUCGGCAGCUUCGCCGAUAAAUGCUGUACAGUAGGAAUAAAUUAUUGAAUUAUGAAUCGUA